Messenger RNA from Siniperca chuatsi (mandarin fish), 2899 nucleotides. RefSeq names its product protein inscuteable homolog (gene insc). Gene Ontology annotation, molecular function: protein binding; cytoskeletal adaptor activity. NCBI's taxonomy places the organism in Eukaryota, Metazoa, Chordata, Actinopteri, Centrarchiformes, Sinipercidae. Gene Ontology annotation, cellular component: apical cortex. Gene Ontology annotation, biological process: apical protein localization; asymmetric cell division; establishment of mitotic spindle orientation. The coding region runs from base 349 to 2040 and encodes 563 amino acids. The record is from RefSeq and is a predicted model, not a curated record. The transcript has 13 exons.
CAGUCUCCAGCUCAAUGAUAGGACAUGACCAACACGGCACCAUCAAGUCGCCGAUGCAGGGCAUGUCCACUAUAUUUAAAAGUCAAAGCCCUGAGACAACUUCUUUAGUACAGUGGAUGCUUUAGUCUGUGUGAGUUAGGACAGCAGCAGGAGAAGAGGCAUUUUGUACUUAAUCGUUCAGUUUUGAAAUUAAGCCAAACCAUAAGGAAUCAGUUACACAAUGAGGCACUCCUGAAACAACAAGGAUAUUAAACUUGGAGUACACAGCCUGACUCACUUCGUCCUGAACUCCAUCACAUUGAUUCAAGCUGGUUUUGGCCUCUCAAAAUGGUGCAGAGCUGAAGUAAGAUGGCCUCGGACAGAAUGGCGACUCCUCAGAGCAGCUCCAGGCAGAGCAGCUCGCUCUCUUCAUCCCCAAUGAGGCAAGUUGCAGCACAGUCUGACCAUUGUGGAUCUGAGCACAGGCCAGCUCAGAGUACCCGCAUGCAGUCUCUCCAGGUUGACUCGGUCCAGCGCUGGAUGGAGGACCUCCGCCACAUGACGGAGGUAGAGUGUAUGUGUGUCCUCCAGGCCAAACCCAUCGGGGUGGAGGAGGACGCCCAGCAGGGAGAGCUGAUUGUGGCCUCCGGGGUUGGUGCAGGGGACCACGUGGCCAGGAACAACCUGCAGACGCUGCUCCGCCGAGCGCUGGUGGUCAGCACGGAGCUCGGCAAGAUGUUCCAGCGACUGGAGAAAGGACGCUGGCAGAGGGUCCACAGCACCGCCGUAAGGGCGAACUGCCACGUGCGUUCACUGGUGCAUGAGUACAGCGCAGCCCGAAGCACACCACCAGAGAUGCAGAAGUAUGAGAAAUCUCUUCUGGAAAAGUGUAUGGAGCUGACCAAUAUUACAGAGAGGUGCCUUCACACCGAUGAUGAGUUCUUCCUAAAGUCCAUGAGAGAGGCAAUCCACGAGAUCCUUACAGAUGUCAGUGAUUCCUUCAGUAACAUGAUUGACAUGGCUUUAGCCAAUGAGAUCCGGGUCCUGAUUAAACAGAUUGACUCUUCAGACAACAUUCACACCAUCGGAAGUGCCAUUAGCAACCUGCUGUCCCUCACCCAGGAUGGACCUCAGCUCUGCAGCAUCAUUGCCAAGGAAGGAGCUGUGGUAGCCCUGUUUAAGAUCUGCAGGCAGGACCGCUUCAGAGACCUCUAUGCUCACGCUCUAAGAACAGUGGCCUCCAUCUGCUGUGUGGAGGAGGGCAUCAACCAACUGGACAAGGUGGAUGGGAUCCUGUGCCUGGCGGACAUCUUGACUGAUGAAAGCAGUGUGGAAGCAGCCAGGGCCGAGGCAGCGGCGGUCGUGGCUCAGAUCACCUCACCUCACCACACGUCCACGCAGCACCUUGCCAGCUUCCUGGAGAGCAUGCAUGACAUCGUCACCGCGCUCAUCAAGUUGUGCGAGAGCGCCUCCUGUGGUGAAGUAUUCCUCCUGGCGUCUGCAGCCUUGGCCAAUAUCACCUUCUUCGACAGCAUGGCCUGUGAGAUUCUCCUGCAGCUUAAUGCCAUCCACAUCCUGCUGCAGGCCUGCAAAGACCGCCAGAGAGUCGACACACCCUACUCCAAAGACCAGGUGGUAACAAUCUUGGCAAACCUGUCAGUCUUAGAGCAGUGUGCUUCUGAAGUCCUGCAAGAUCAAGGAAUAGAGCGACUGCUGCUGCUGCUGGGAGAAAAGCCGUCCUCCUCCAGUCCAUCAGAGGGUGCCGCCUGUGAGCGUGUUCAGCAGAAAGCUGCUGUCACUCUGGCCCGUCUGAGCAGAGAUCCUGACGUGGCCCAAACAGCCAUCCAGCUAAAAGCUGUUCCUCGUCUUAUUGAACUGUGUCGCUCCCCUACUGAGAGAAAUAACAGCGACUCAGUGCUGGUGGCUUGCCUGGCUGCCUUGAGGAGGCUGGCAGCAGGGUGUCCAGACAGCAUCGAGGCAGCCGACCACCAGCAGCUGAUCAAACCGCGGCUAGUCGACUCUUUCCUGCUGUGUUCCAACAUGGAGGAGAGCUUUGUAUGAUGGCCUGCAAACUGAACACUGAUAGUGGAGAGCUGAACUCAUGUACAAGAUCAUAUACAUGUAUUGUUUUAUGACACAAAGAGGACUAAUGAGAAGUUUCACUCCAAAACAUUACAUCUUUUUCCUGACUGGUACUUUGGUUUGUUACUUCCUGUGUCCUAGGAUUAUUUUCUGUCCAAAUUUCAUACUGGACAUCGAGGAUUUGGGCAGUGGAGUGAACCUGCAUCGUGUCAGUUUGGAUGGAUGCCUAGUGCAACUCAGUGAUCAUAUUAAAUGCAAUGAAUGUGUACGGUGUUCUAGAAAAAAGGUCAUUAGUUUAUUUUAUUCCACUGGGAAUUUCACAUCAGUAAUUAUAUCAGUAAUUAUUUUGUAUGAGUAGGUGCUACUUUUUGAAAAUGAAAGUAUAACCUGUUCUGAAAUGAAACACUUUAUAUGCUACCACUGUGCAAUUUAUAUGUUCUUGUCUGAAGAUAUUGUAUCCAAAGCAUUAUGGCUAUCUGAGAACAGAGAAAGAUCCUUCACAGAAGUGGAUAAUACAGCAAAAUGCCUCUGACACAAAUAAUCAUCUGAAGCAUUUAGCAUUGGAGUACCAAGAUAUGUGUCUAGUUAAAUUCUUCUCAACUCAUUUAUUGUUGGUCUUUUAAAAAUAUUGCAUUUUUUGAUGUUUUCUAUCAGCAGUCACUUUAUUUGGAUAACCAUUUACAACUAAAUUAUUACAGUUAGAUGACUAUGACAUGUUUUCAGUUUGUUUAUUUGAGUACCUUAAAGGUCCAGUGUGUAACAUUUAGGAGGAGCUACUGGCAGAAAUGAAAUAUAAUAUUUAUGUAUUAUUAUAUUAAGUAUGUUUUCAUUUGUGUAU